Cucumis sativus (cucumber) is the source of this 1724-nucleotide messenger RNA. Its product is annotated as equilibrative nucleotide transporter 8. Gene Ontology annotation, molecular function: nucleoside transmembrane transporter activity. The transcript has 2 exons. Bases 37 to 1290 code for a protein of 417 amino acids. NCBI's taxonomy places the organism in Eukaryota, Viridiplantae, Streptophyta, Magnoliopsida, Cucurbitales, Cucurbitaceae. The record is from RefSeq and is a predicted model, not a curated record. Gene Ontology annotation, cellular component: plasma membrane. Gene Ontology annotation, biological process: nucleoside transmembrane transport.
AUCAUUUCAGAGUGGCAAGCUACUGUUGUUUUGACAAUGCAUAAAUUCCCAAACAAUGGCACAAACCCAGAAGAAGAACGCUCGAAUAUGAAAAUGGAAGGUGAAAAGGCUAUUAUGAGAGAUCAGCAAGAACCAAGGGAUACUUUCAGAAUUGCCUACUUAAUCCAUUUCUUGCUUGGUGUUGGCAAUUUGCUCCCUUGGAAUGCUUCAAUCACAGCAGUUGAUUACUUCGGCUACCUGUAUCCAACCAGACACGUCGAGAAGGUUUUCUCUGUUGCUUACAUGACUUCUUCUGUGCUCCUUCUGGUUCUUAUGAUUGCUUGGGAUGGAUGGUCAAAGAAGACAAGCUUUAGAUUUCGAAUGAACAUGGGUUUUUCUUUGUUUAUCCUGUCUAUUCUAGUAUCUCCUAUUAUGGAUUGGGCUUCAAGCAUGACCAGCUCGAGGUGGAGACCAAACGAAGCUUACAGUGUGAUUGUUGCAUCAGUUGUCGCGUGUGGUUUGGCUGAUGGCUUAGUAGCAGGAAGUUUGAUAGGAUCAGCUGGCAGGCUGCCAAAACAAUUUAUGCAGGCUGUGUUUGCAGGGACUGCUUCUUCAGGUGUUCUUGUUUCAAUCUUGAGGAUCAUUACAAAGGCCUCACUUUCACAAUCACCAAAGGGCCUACAAAAGAGCGCGCAUUUGUACUUCAUCGUUGGUGCUUCGAUCCUCUUUUGCUGCAUAGUGUCGUGUAACUUGUUGUGCAAGCUGCCAGUGAUGCAGCAUUAUUACAGAGAUCUUCUAGAUGAACCUCCAUGUUCAAAAUCUAAGUUCUGGAUGGUGGUGGGUAAAAUUCGGUGGCCUGCAUUCGGAAUUUUCAUAACUUAUGUCGUUACGCUAUCAAUUUUUCCAGGAUUCAUAGCCGAGGACCUGGAAUCAAAACUGCUUCAAGAUUGGUAUCCUAUUCUACUGAUCACAAUAUACAACAUUGCAGACUUAGUUGGAAAAUCUCUAACUGCAAUAUACAUCUUGAAAAACAUAAAAAAAGCAACAUGGUUUUGCAUCAGCAGGCUUCUAUUUUAUCCACUGUUCAUGGCCUGCAUCCAUGGCCCAAGGUGGCUGAAAACCGAACUGCCCGUGAUUGUUCUGACUUUUUUGCUCGGUUUGAGCAAUGGAUAUCUGACAAGUGUUAUCAUGAUCAGUACUCCCAAGUUAUUACCUGCAUCAGAAGCAGAGUUGUCUGCCAUUGUAAUGGUUGUUUUUCUGGGCAUUGGGUUGGUCGGUGGCUCCGUUCUAGGCUGGUUUUGGAUCCUUUGAAGUUGAACCAAACUCAAUAAAUUGUUCAGUAUCCCGUUCACAGAAGUUCACAAAUGAGGUACUACAAGCUAAUAAAAUGCUGUCUUGUCCAAAUUGUCUGAAUAGAGAACUUUUUGCCAAUUUUUCAACAAGAUAUAAAGUGCGCAAGCAGACAAGUUAACAGGCGUAACAUUUAAACCACCACCAUGUUCAACUGCUGAAAAAAGCAAACCGAACUCGAAGACAUGAAGAAGAAGAAGCUGACAGAAACUUUUUCACUCAAGUAGCAUCUCUCUCCAUGUUCAAUCUUGGAUAGUAGUAACAGAUUUAGCAUUAGAAAUCAGUUGUAGUUUCCCCGUUUCUUUCUUCUUACAGGUAAAUUCAGGCACUCUAUUUUCUCUCCUUCAAAAACAAAAUUUUAUAAAGAAAUUGUAGUGAAAUCCCAAUUUAAACUA